Malassezia restricta is the source of this 3726-nucleotide messenger RNA. Its product is annotated as ATP-binding cassette, subfamily B (MDR/TAP), member 1. The transcript has a single exon. The record is from RefSeq and is a predicted model, not a curated record. Gene Ontology annotation, molecular function: ABC-type oligopeptide transporter activity; ATP hydrolysis activity; ATP binding. Gene Ontology annotation, cellular component: membrane. Gene Ontology annotation, biological process: transmembrane transport. The coding region runs from base 1 to 3726 and encodes 1241 amino acids. Lineage: Eukaryota; Fungi; Basidiomycota; Malasseziomycetes; Malasseziales; Malasseziaceae.
AUGCGCUGCUCAACCGUCCCAGCCCCGCUGGAUGUGGAUGACUGCACGGAAAAGGUGUCCAUCCCAUCCAGUGGCCUGUGCACGCCUGGCUGGCAUGUACCAGGCCCGACGCAUGCCGAGGUGAAGCGAUCGGUGAGUCCCGUGUCGCUGUCCUCCGAGAAGGAGGCGGAGGCAGCCUGGCGCAUGCAGGUGCCACCACUGCGUCGCUCUCUUCGGCGGCUGUAUGCACCGCUGCGCUGGACGGAACUUGGGCUCAUGGUGCCUGGCAUCGUGCUGGCGCUGGCGUGUGGCGCCAUUCCCAUCAGUAUGUCGUACGUGCUGGGCCGUGCGUUUCGCGCGUUGGGCGAGUAUGACUCGAGCCGCGUCGAUGCGUCGGCGGUGCUCCUCGACACGAUGCGUGAUGACUGCGUGGGCCUCGUGGGACUGGCGGGCGCCGCGCUUCUCUUACGUGCGCUCGAUACGUACGUGUGGCUCGUGAUCGGUGAGCGCGGCGCGCGCGCCUGGCGAUCUUCGAUCAUAGCUGCGAUUGUGCGCAAGGACGUCAGCUGGUUCGACCUGGGUAUGAGUCUCGAGUCGGAUACGGGCGCAGCGGGCCUUUUGACGAUGUAUGCGAGUGAGACGGACGACGUGCGUCUCGCUAUGGGCAUUCAUGUGGGUGGCAUGGCGCGGCAUUUCGCGACGAUGCUGCUAUCGACGGUGUUCUCGCUGACGCGGCAGUGGAAGCUUACGCUGGUCAUCUACGCUACGCUUCCUCUCGUCGUGAUCAUCACGGCCGUGGGCGAUGCUAUGGCCGCGCCACUCGAAGCGCGGACGCGGCAGCAAACGCGUGAGCUAUCGACGCUGGUGGAAAAGUGCCUGUCGGCGAUCCAGCUCAUCAAGGCGUACACGUGGGAGCGCGCUCAGAUGGACGCGCUGACGGCCUGUGCGGCCGUGUACCGUCGGUGGCAUUCGCGCUGGACGCUGGUGCUGGGUGUGCGGCUGGGGCUGGGCGCGGCGGUGAGUCUUUUGACCUUUCUGCAGGGCUUUGGCUACGGCAUGGUGCUGGUGCGCCAUGGCCAGGCUGACGCGGCGGACGUGCUUAGCACGUUUCUUGCGUGCCUCGUGGCGAUGAGCCAGCUGCAGACGAUUCUGCAGCGCCUAGCGGCGCUAGAGCGUGGCGUCGGAGCGGCGUCGCGGCUGGAGCGUCUAAGGCUCAGCUGCGUGACGACGAGCAGGAUCGCGCCUGCUCCGCAGCCGCUGCCGACGGUGCAGGGGCGCCUGUCGCUGCAGCGUGUGAGCCUGUCGUAUCCCGCGCGGCCGGAUGUGCGUGUGUUGCGCGACGUGUCGAUGAAGCUGGAGGGCACGACGUACUUGGUGGGCCCGAGUGGCUCGGGCAAGAGCUCCAUCGCGGCCGUUGUGGCGCGGCUGUACGACCCUGUUGAGGGCCGCGUGUUGAUCGAUGGCGUCGACAUUCGCGCGUGUGCCGCGUACCGUGCGCAUGUCGUGUGUGUCCGCCAGGAGCCGCUCAUACUGGAGCGGAGCCUGCGCGAGAAUCUCGCGCCGCAUCCCGUGGCGCCGGAGCGACUCGAGGCGGUGUGUGCGGCGAUGCAGUUGACGUCUGUCGUGCGUGCGCUGCCGCAUGGCCUCGACACCAUGCUCGGCACGCGGGGCGUCUCGCUCAGUGGCGGCCAGCAGCAGCGCGUAGCCCUGGCGCGUGCUCUCAUGUUGGAUGCGCCGGUGCUUGUGCUGGACGAGGCGACGUCUGCGCUGGAUCAUGCGACAGCGCUCUCGAUCCACGCGGCGAUCAAGGCGUGGCGUCAGGACCAGACGACGAUCAUCAUCACGCAUGACCUGUCGCUCGUGGCCCCGGAUGAGUAUGUGCAUGUCAUGUCCGACGGCCGUGUCGUGGAGCAUGGGCCGAUGCGGUCGCUGUCGUAUGCGCCCAUCUCGUACGAGACAAGGCCGCCGUCGUACGUGGCUCGCGCGCCGCCUGCUGCGCUGCUCGAUGAGAAGGCGGAGGCGAUCGACGAUGCGCCUGUGCAGCCGCUCUCGCUGCCGCAUGCGCUCGGGUGGAUGUGGCGUACGUUGCCGUCGCGUGUGUGGUUCUGCGCCGCGCUGCUUCUGUGCGUCGUGUCGGGGAUCACCGUGCCUGCGUUUUCUCUGUGCCUGACGCAGGUGCUUGUGGCGGUGGCUCAGCACGCGCCGCUCGCGGGCGGCCUGCUGGGCGCGACGGCGGGUCUCGCGGUCGCCGAUGGCCUGUGCAAGGGCGCGCGCCUCGUGGUGAUGGACAUGCUGGCGACGCACUGGAUGCAGCGUGUGAGGCUGUACGCCAUGCGCAUGCUGCUUGCGCAGGACUGCACGUUCUACGACAAAGAGGCGCCCAGUACGCUGACGGCGCAUAUCGUCAAGGAGGCGGACGAUGCGCGGCUGUUGGUGAGUGAGAUGGUCGGCCAGGGCGCGGUCUUGCUGGCGAUGGGCGUGGGGGCGCUCGUGUGGUCCAUCGUGCGUGGCUGGCACCUGACGCUGUGUGCGUGCGCCCUGCUGCUGGUGGGCGUCGUAGCGCAGGGCGUGCAUGGCGCAUGGCUUGCGCGGCGCGAGGGCGCAGCGAUGCACGCGCGGACGACGGCCGCGGAGCGUGUGUAUGACUAUGUGCGGCAGCAGCGCGCGGUGCGUGCGAUGGGCCUCGAUGCGCUGCUGGAGACCGAGGCGCUGGGCGCCGCGGAGCGUGCGUAUGUCGCGGGCCUGCGCACGGCGACGGCGGUGGCAUGUGGCGCGGGUCUGGGCGAUGCGAUCAUGUACACGGCGGAGGCGGUCCUGUAUGCGCUGGGCGCCGUGCUGCUGACGCUCGGCACGUACGAUGUGCGCCGUGUGUUGGACGUGCUGAGUCCGCUCGUGUUCACACUGGCGUAUGCGGCGAGUGCGGCGUCGGUGAUGCCCGUCGCCGGACAGUGCCUGCCGGCGCUGGGCCGCGUGCGCCGCCUGGCGAUGCUGCGGGAGGAGGCGGCGAGUGACUGGCACGGCACCGAGACGCCCGAGCUGGCGUGGGGGCAUGUGUCGCUGGAGCAUGUGUCGUUUUCGUACGGCGCCGCGCCGCUGCUGACGGACGUGAGCCUGCAUGUGACGCCGGGCGAGAAGAUCGCGCUUGUGGGCCGCUCGGGGAGUGGCAAGACGACGCUGCUGGCGCUCUUGCAGCGGCUGUACGAGCCGCAGCAGGGGUCGGUGUACAUGGACCACCACCGCCUCGCUGCGAUGGACUCGGCGCAUCUGCGCUCGUCGCUAGCUGUCGUGGCGCAGCAUCCGACGCUCUUCCCCGCCACGGUCGCGGACAACAUCGCCGCGGGACGGCCCAUCGCCCACGAUGCGCUCGUGCUGGCGGCGCAGCAGGCAUGUGCGCACGCGUUUAUCGAGGCGCUCCCGGCGCAGUACGCGACGCGGCUGGGCACGUCGACGUCGCUCAGCGGUGGACAGGCGCAGCGGAUCGAGUGGGCGCGGGCGUUUGCGCGCCGCGCCUGCCUCUGGCUGCUGGACGAGCCGACGUCCGCGCUGGAUCAUGCGACGCGCGAUCAGAUCCUGUCGCAUCUGCGCGCGACGGACAGUACGGCCGUGGUGGUGACGCACGACGUGCACGUCAUGCGGCAGUGCGACCGCGUCGUGGUGCUGGAGGCCGGCCGCAUCGUCGCGGCCGGGCCAUGGCGCACGCUGCAGACGCACGCGGCGCUGCAGCGCGUGCUGCAGCCGGGAGGAUAG